UGCUCACUUGGUGUCUUUACGCACAGAGUUCAGCUCAGAGGAACAAAACCACAGGACUCUACUUUUUACGACUGAGUCACAGAUUAACUUCUUUUAUCUGAAGGAGCAAACGACGGAGGACGUGUCGAUGAUCAGGUGACGGAUGAGCGGAGUUGUUGACUCACAGAUUCGAUGAUUCUUCAGAGCGAGUCCAGAUGUGAUCCAGGUUUCGUUCCACCGUCGCCCACAAACACCGGACCCUCCAUGAGCUGACCUCUGACCUUUGCACCAUGGACGCCACUCUGCAGGCAAACCCUCGGUCCCACUACGAGGUCAAUGGCGGAGCUGGAAGAAACUCCAGACCUGGUGAAGACAGUGCUCUGAGCCAGGAUGUGCAGGAGUGCAUCCAGUUCUUCGACGACACCAUCGUCUCAUUGGAGGAGAGCCUGAAUCAAGACGACCGGAAUCCCAGGCAGGGGAAACCCAGCAGACCGCUCUCUCCCAACCAGGAUAUCAUAGACCUCGUCCGCCCUGGACCAGACUUGGUGCAGACGAGAGAGCCGGUCAAUCCCACCAGUCCAGAUUUCCAGAGUAUUGUGGGACACACUGAGAGCCACUUCGAGUUGAAGCCCUGGCGCGAUCAGAUGGACAGCUUGCCUUCAGAGUACAACCCUCCCCUACCAAGUGGCAGCUAUGGGUCAACAGAUAGCCACACCUCCUACCACCCUCCGGGGUGUAUUCCCACUCCAGUCCUGAUUGCGCAACAGAUAGCAGAGAACCAGGCAGGUGGAACCUCCAACCUCCAUCCCUCCUCGCUCCGCCAACGCAGCAGUGACGCCGACAAGCCACCGAGUCUCAACUCAGAUCAACCAGUGAAACAGGGUCCUCCUACCUCUGCUAAGCCUUCCCGCUUCCCUGCUAACAUCAACGUGAUCCUCGGCACCAAGGAGCACCAGAACCAGUCUCUGGCUAACGUGAACAUUCAUGAGAGACGGGCACAAAUGCUUGCAAACCUCACGGGAACUUCACAUCCUUUGCUACAGGAAGAUCCUGAGCAGACCACGGAGCAGAAGGCUCGAAACACUCCAACCCGCAGCGUUUCCUUCAGGGAUCCGACACCAAACAUAUCCAGGAUGGAGGCUCUGUCCAAGCUGGGCCUUACCAGGAACCGAGCCAUGUCUGGGGGCACGUCGCAGCUUCCUAACAGCACCUUACUGGACAUUCCCACAGGUGCAGAGACCAGCGCCAAACCUCUGGAGGCCAGUGUUUCCCCAGUAACAGAAACCACCGUCAAAUUACCAGAAGCCAACCCUGCAACACCUCAGAGCCGGAGUUAUGUUGACAGAAAAGCUGAGAUUCUGCGCACACCGUCCCUCAAGAGCCCGGAGGAAAGACAUUCCCAUCCGAGCCCCUCACCUCCAGCAGUCACACGUCGCAGUUUCUCUCCACUCCCUCUGGACAAUAAAGCAUCUGUCGCCCCUCCGCCUGAGAUCACCUCGCUGGAAUUUAACAGCUAUGGAGGGAAAUCUAUGGUGGUCAACCCUUCUGUUUCCUCCAAAAGUGAACCUGUAUCCUCUCCAACGAGGCUUGAACCCAAAACCCUCCCACCUGUGCUGGCUAACCCCAGCGAGUUCAACACCUAUGGGGGAAAGACCAAAGUCAUGAACCCUGCUCCUAUGGCCGUGACCAGGAACAACCUUCCCGACAUUCUCAGCUCCCACAUCACCAAGAGUCAAACAUUGCCCGCCAAAUCAGAGCCGCAGCCCAUUGAGCCGAACAGUUACGGAGGAAAGAGCCGAACCAUCAACGCUUCCGCCGGCUUAAAUCGGCCUUCAGGAAUCCCACCAAGGAGCGUCAAGCCUCCAGCGCCGACUCCAGCCCCGAGACCACCUCGCCACUCCUACAGCGGCCCUGCCACUCAACAGAAAGCGGCACAACAUGCCCCGACCCCCGAGCACAAGCGAAGACCCGGCUCACAGUUUCGUCCCCAGGGAAUCACAGUGCAGUUCGCUGGAAAAGGAACUUCUGACGAAUCCCGCAAGGAGGCGUUGAGGAAGCUGGGGCUGAUGAAAGAGUCUUGAUGAACUCGAGUCUGGACCUCUGGAGUGCACCUGCGGGUGGAGGUGAUUCUCUUUAAGUUGCUCCACGUGUGACUUGAGUUUGAGGUGUGGUUGGUUCGUUUGGAGAGAGACAUACUUUUACAGAGGAGCUGAAACUUACGAUAGACCUGCACAACCAGUUCCAACGCCGAACACGUUUGGCACCGUGCAGCAUCUGUGCAAUCGACGCUCUUCAAGUGAUUUAUUUUGCCUCCAGGCAAAGACAUCAUAUACGUCUGCACUUUAGUUUGGGUCAGAGUGAAGAGAAGCAACGGAAGAUACUUCAACUCCAGUCUCACCUUUGUUUGCGACAAAGAAUCUAAUUGUGAAAUUUCUGAUUUUUUUUUUUUUUUUCAUGCUGGGCCUCAUUUCCUCAAAACAUCUUAAUUUCUUUUUUAUCCCAGAGUUAGGAAAUGUCUCCUCGAGGUCUUUAGAGGAUGUCAAUCUUUAGAAACACUUUGUGUGAAUAAGAGAACCUCAGUUAUCUCCUGAACAGUUUACAGACGGAAGGAAAUAGAGGUUGCUCCAGCCCCCUCUUACUUUUAAUCCGGCCCUGGUAAAAACCUAUUUUUUAGUUAGUAGUGGAAAAAAUUAAGACAAACUGUAAAUGAGCAACUAAUGAUGCAAAAUGAAAAAAUAUUGAAAUCUUUCGAGCCCUUUAUCGAACAUUUGACACUUUUCUGUUUUAACUGGUUUGUUUGCCGACUUUGGGCAUUUUAUUCAGCGGUGGGAGUUUUUCUUCUGUCUGGGGUUUUCGGGCUAGAAGAAAGUCGACGGCACUUUUCUCAAGAGGAUCAUCUAGAUUAGUUCUGAAAAGACCGAAACUACAUCGUAAACGUUCCAGACCUUCGUGGAGCUGAGCUGGAGGAUAUUUUUACUCUGUGGACAAACCUCCCACACCAAACCACAGACUGUGGAAUGGGUUUGUGGGUUUGACUCUUACUUUUUUUUCACUGAGUACUUUUAAAUCGGCUCUUUAGGGUCGGGCGAGCACAUCGUAUUGUACAAAACACAAGCACUCAAACCACAGAGUCUAGAAAUACAUCCUGGUUUACUGAUGUGUUUUCGUUCCUGUCGAGCUCUUCUCGACAACUUGGCUGUUUCAGACAUUUGACUUUUUCCAAGUGUGUUAUUUAACUGUUGUAGCUGCAAAAGCAUGAGUGUGUGUGUAUGUGUGUGUGUGUGUGUGUGAGAGACAGUGUGUAAGUUUACAAUGUUUAAUCCAGACUCCGGCCUCUGUAGUUCCCCUACAGUUACUUUUGAAGUUAAUAUCACAGAAGUUUUUCUGUGUGAAUAGUUGAAGUGAAUUUUGCUCACAGACUCCGGUUCGCUGUAGUACAUCUACAGUCUUUUUGAAGUAUCUCAUGGUGCAUACAUGCAGUAAAUAACUACAUUAUGAGGAAAUGUUUCUAAGAGUCUGCACAGAACAAAGGUUUUUACAAUCAGUGCAUCUAUGUUUGGUGAACGGGAAGAUCAGCGUCGACUUUCUGACUUUUGAAAUGUCCACAUUAUAUAUAAAUAUAUGAAUAUGCUCUAAUCUUAAUAUAUGUAAAGUUGAAUUAUUGUCGAUCAUUAAACGAAACAGUAAAACGUC
This is a messenger RNA of Paralichthys olivaceus (Japanese flounder), 3672 nucleotides long. Its product is annotated as specifically androgen-regulated gene protein. NCBI's taxonomy places the organism in Eukaryota, Metazoa, Chordata, Actinopteri, Pleuronectiformes, Paralichthyidae. The record is from RefSeq and is a predicted model, not a curated record.